UCGUGGUUUGAGGCGGCAGACGACAAGCAGCUUCGAAAUAGAUCGAGAAAUGGCGGGAAUGUUUUCUGUGGCAGAUGAUGGAGAGUCUGUGUAAGGAUAUCGAUAACCAAAUGUCAUCUCUGCUGAAAUGUUCUGACGCGAAGGAAAGUGGAUAUUGGUAUCGAUGGUCUGUAUUAUCCUCGCCGACCCUUCCAUUUGAGGACUUUCUCCGGUGUGAAUAGCACUGGUGGUGUAGUGCCUCCUUUAUAUGUACUGUGAUCAAUCGCCAUCGAUAUUCCAGCAGACACCCUCGACCGUCAACAUUGUUGUGUACACACACGUAUACCUUACAAUGUGCUGGGUGCCAAUGCACAGCUGUGACACACUGUGAUAAAUGUCUGGUACGAAUGUCAUAUAUUACAGUGGCUGGACUGUCGUUGGCGACACUCUAUCCGACACCUCCACCUGCAGGACAAGGACGUCGAGACGAUGAUUGGAGAUAUCAGGUACUCGCCUUUCCAUCCCCAUCAUCAUGGUAUAAUCUGUAUUACUGAUAUCUGCAUUCACUUAUAACGAUGUAUGAGUUCGUUAUCGAAGCUGAUUUUAACAGAUCACAUCUAAGGGAGAUAUGAAAAGCUUGCAGGAUCAAAUGAUUGGAACAUUUAUCCAUGCUUUUGCCGUGGUUGAACAGCUUGGUUUUGGAUUUGAGGAACGCUGUGAUGUUUUGCUGUGGGCGAGAGGAGGAAGACGAGGAUCCAAUGGCACAAGGGACUGGCAGACUCAAACAGACGAAACGCUCCACAGAAGAGAAAUUAUAUCAAACGAAAGCGAGAGCUGUCAGCUUAACAGGUGGCGCUGUAAGCAGAAGCAGCAGACGACACCGACAGCGGCCUCAGAGUCCACAGACUGCCGGCGCGUACGGAGGUGAUGGCGGAGGGAGCAUAGACAGGGACUCACCAAGUAAUGGAUCGAGAUCUCAUAACUCUACCUCCAAUGGAUGUGUCCCCGAUAUGGGAAUAAAAAGCAUAGCUAUGGAUAACUCGUACCUUGUCCAAACCGUGGAGAUUAAGAAACGGCCAGGCCAGACCUUGGGAUUUUAUAUUCGUGAGGGGGACGGUAUCGAUAGGCAAGAUGGAGUGUUUAUAUCUCGGAUUCAGAUGGGUACUGUUGCCGAAAGCAAUGGUCUGCUUCAUAUAGGAGAUGAAAUUCUUACCGUGAACAAAGUGGAGGUAGGUCAUAUGUCUCUCGAUGACGUAGUCAUACUAAUGUCCAUUCCAAAGAAAUUAAUACUCAAAAUACGAACCAAAAAAUCUUGCAAUAAGAAAAAUGCUUCAUGUCCGUCGUUAGCUAUAACUGAACAGGAAGAGCAACCACCUGUGGUAGUGCUUAAGAAAGGCCGGUCAUCUUCCGCCACUGCUUUGGAGGAGACCGAGAAAUGUCCGGAUAUAUUUGAGCCAUACACUUCAGGUGCUUACACUACCGAUUAUUUAGGACAGAAGCGUACAUCACGAUUUGAUAGGUCAGCUUCACAAUAUGCAAGUAUAUUUAUCAGUCCGCAUAGGGCAGAGGCCAAACUUCUGAAUGAGGAUGGAGACAGUGAACAUUCGAGUGAGGGGUCACUACCUAGGAGUGUUGAUUCUGGCGGUAAGAGUCAUUACGUCGGACAUCGGGGGUACAUGUCAGAUGGGGCAUACGAAGCUGCUGGGAGUUAUUUCAGCCCUGCGUUGUCUCCUAGUCAAUACGGCAGUGCUAAUGACAGGGAUUACUUAAAGUACAUGUAUUCUGAUGGUGGGGGAAUGCCAAGAAAAUUAAACCCCAAAUCACCUUCAAAAGCUAUUCCUAUUGGUACACAACAGCCAAAUCUGACGGUGAGAAGUAACAUGACGUUCGAGGCGGUGGAAAGGGUGGCCCAGUCAGAGAGUUACUCUGGGGGCCAGCCCCUUCAGGAUUACAUAUCACACCGAGGCUACGACCAGGCCAAGAAAUUUCAAGGAGGAUUCAGGGAAAUGUUACACUCUAAAGCCAAAUAUGGCCGCUUACCUCGGAGUCGUUCUCCUGAGUGUUACAAUUCUGAUUCGGAAGUUAUAUAUGCACCUCCGUCUACUCGAAGUCAGGUAGAUGCUCGGGGUUUUUCCUCUGAUUACGAGACUUACGCGGGUGGUAUGAGUGAUGAUGACCCUAUCUAUUCUAUACCUCAACUACCGUCUAGUAGUAGUACGGAGUUAGAGGAACUCUUACGGAAGUUUAACACGCUGUCACACGAGUUACAGCAGGAGCAGUGUAAACUCCAGCGCCAACUCUCUACACGGGAACGAACAGGUGUACAGACGCCCAAGAUGCCAGUCCCCAAAGUACCAACGAGUGAUUCUGAUGACUAUAGUUAUAUAUGUAGUCCUCGUCAACCACCACCGCCAGUACCCCCAGGGCCCAAAACUACAUCUCCCACUCUCGCUCGUAAGGCAGCAUCUACUCAGACACCCGCUCAUACAAAGCUCGUGCGCAAACAUAGCGCAGACGCACUACAUCAGUAUAGGACAUAUCAAAGCGAGGCUGAGACAGCAGAGACCUCCCAUACGCAUGACCAAAGACUAAUGCCCGGUUACCAUCCAGUUUCUCGUGGUGGAAUACCUGCUUCAUUAUCUACCUCAAGUGCGGCUGAAAGUAGGGCAAAGACAAUAGACAGGGACGGGAAAACUAUAUCUCGGCCAUCUUCUAGGUUUAAAGAUUUACAAUUGGUUAAGAAACCUCUUCAAAUAGCAUAUAGUGAAUUCGAAUUUUAUAGGGCAGAUAUGCGAAGACGGAUAGAGUUAUCUAGAACUUCCGGUCUAAAUGGGAUUCUGGGAAUUCACGUUUUAUCAGGACAAGGUCUAAAAUCUUCUAAGAUGUCCCUUAGAGAUUUGUAUUGUGUUGUCUCUGUAGACUCCAUGAACAAGGCCAGGACCAUGAUACGGACAGGUGCUGUUAAUUUUGAUUGGGAUGAAGCAUUCGAUGUUGAACUCGAGGACGCUAAAGAUGUGUCCUUUCUUAUAUACAAUUGGGAUCCAAAUUUCAAACAUCGUCUCUGUUUCCAUGGCACCGUGAUGCUUCCUAGUUAUAUCACCGGAAGUGGUAAAAAAAGCGUAGCGUUGAAAAUGGAGCCCAAAGGUCUUUUAUAUGUUACUUUUCUAUACCGUGAUCCAGCUGUGUGCUUUCAAAGAAUUUCUUCUCCUCGGAAAAAUGGUGUGUUCGGUAUUGACUUGGAGACAGUUAUAAAACGUGAGACGGAAUCACGGAAUGUUCCAAUUCUGAUACAGAAGUGUGUGGACGAGAUAGAACGGCGCGGCUUAGAGGUGGUGGGCAUACAUCGACUCUGUGGGUCGGCUCGACGUAAGGCUCAGCUGAGGGAAGCCUUCGAAAUGAAUGUAAUGGCGGUCAGUCUCUCUCCUGAAAACGUAUCUGACGUCCAUGUCAUUACAGGUGUGAUGAAGGAUUACCUACGAGAGCUUCCGGAACCUCUCUUCACUAACGCGCUGUACCAAAUGUUGCUGGACGCCCUCAGUGUACGGUUGCCAAGCGACCCGGAUGGAAGCGCCAAACUCAUGCUUAGUAUACUGGAGUGCCUUCCAAAAGCCAAUCAGGAAACCAUGGCUGCGGUGCUAAAUCAUCUCAAGAAGAUUGCAUCCAAGGCUGACAAGAACAAGAUGACGGUGGAGAGUCUCGCGGGCUGUUUCGGUCCCGUCCUACUCUGUCCAUCCCCAGCGUCCUCUUCAGAAACUCUGGACUUCAAAAAACACAUUGAGGUUCUAAAGUACCUUCUCGACAUCUGGCCCGAAAAUUACGAGAUGGUCAAGCUUGAAAACGGUGCUGAUACCCAAACACCCACACCGGAGGAACCAAGAGCAGAAUCAAAACCCACGACUGACCAAUCCGGACCAGCCUAGGUCAACUGUCAAGUAAUCACCAACAGGUCGAGGUUAAAGGUCAAAGGUUUUCAACAUCAGCACAGCAAUCCGACCUUACCUAGCAGACAUAUAUCAUCAACCAACAGACCUGUCUAAACUAUUACUUUUAACAAAGAACUAUUACUUUUAACAAUGAAGGGAAGGUCAAAUAUGCUGCCCCUGCCCCCCCCCCCUCCGCUAAAUUAGACCUGAUCUAUAUCAGUGCGUUAGGAGACACGCCUCUCUGGAUCAAUCAAUAUUUUUUUUUAUUUAUUGGAAGCAAUAAUAUCAAAGUACCCCAAAAAGACAAAAUGGUCACAUUUAAUUUCAUCUGUCUUGAGAUCUAAAUUAAUCGUUUUUAUUUAUUUAUUACAAAUUACAUUCUAACAGUCCAGCUUUAUAAGCAAUCCGACAUUUACAAGUCAAAAUUUGAAUUACCAGACUUCGCCCUCCUAAAGUUGAUAGGGACGACUGUCUCUAACGUAUCUCUCAGGGCCAGGCGAACUAUCUGUGUCCAGAGAUUUCCAAUCAGUGUCCAGACACACGGAUGUAUAUUCGAAUGACCAGUAUAUUCCCAGUCCCUGUCCAAAGGUCGAUUUAAUCAGCUCUGUACACCUAACUGGUGAAGAGAUGUCAUCAAAAACACGAUAUUGUAUGCCAUUAAUUUGGACGUUUUCCUGUGUCUUCAGAUACGAACUCGUCUUUAAAGAGUGCAUGCACACCAACUCGUCAAAUCCGGUUUCCAAAAUCUCGCGUUUAGCGAGACCUCAGCGUAUACUGAUCAUCUUGCCAUGCGUUCACUUGAAAAGUUUGAUGGUUACGAGUAAGAGUUUCUUGAAGGGAGAGUUGAAUGGGUGUUGUUUAGUUGUUUGUGUAAACAUAAUUAUAAAAUCAGUUUUACGUCUUUUUAAAAAGUCACUUGUAUAUAAAUUAGCAAUAUUUUUACCAAAGAGAUCCCGUAAACAGUAUAUCAUAGAUUCCCUAUUAUAUACAAAGUAAACCUUGUUAUGUUUAGAUACUGCCGUCUAGGGACUUACUAACUAAUUACAUGUAUAUUUGUGGGAUUUGGAAGAUAUCAUUUUCACGAAUUCCAAUCGACAUUAUUUAUAUUCGUGUGGCUGUUGAUUGAGGAGUGAUUGAUAAGAGGUUUGGUGAGCAUUCCAAAUUUUUACCCUCCUCGGUAAUAUUUACUGACUAGUACCACGAAAAUAAGAUUUCGAGAGAAUUCAUUGAUUUUCAGUAUCUAUCAGUUGUUUUUAUAAAUCUUUGUUAGUAACACUGUCUAGAGUGUGUGAUAUAUCUCUAACGAACACUAAGAACAAGGUUGUGUCUGCUUCGAAAAUCGAUUUCAUCCUAUUUAUAUACAUACUAUUUGUCUAUAGAUUUGUGUUGCUAUAUAUAGCCUGUUGUCUAUUCCCACUCUUGUUUUUGGCGGGAAAUGUUGGCGUGGCUUUUCCGUCCUCAAUCAAAUAUAUGACCAAUGCAAAUCUGGGCUAAGUUCUUCAAAGUCUUAUUACAUACUGCCUUAAUACAAUUAUGCGGUUAUUUUUUUUAUACGUUAAUUUUGUACGCUAAUCUUAUAUAGUUUCAUUAUAGUUUCAAAUAUAUUAGUGGCUUUUUCAAAAAUGAUUUUAACUGUGGAUUUUUUUUUUUUUUUUUUUUUUUAGUUUCGUUACUUUUAUUCAUCAGUUCAAGUAAUUAUAGUGAGCUAUUAAAUUGCUAAGAGAAUAAGACUUUAAGAUCAAAGCCGUGUAUUAUUGAAAAAAAAAAGAUUUGCCAUGCAAUUAAUUUGCACACUCUUUUUAAUUACUUAGUAUGUUAAUGAUAAGUGUUAUUGGCUGUGUAUGUUUUAUGAUGUAUCUCUCUGUGAUUUAUAGUGUAACCGCUCAUUAAUGACUCCUGUCCUAUCAGGGUAAUAUAGAGAGUGUUACUGGUAGAGAUCUUCACUUAUUUUACCAUAGAAACAUUGAACAGUUACUUUUACAUACUAAGAAAAGUUUAACUUCGGCAAUAGUAUGAACGUAAGCAACCAGGAAGUCGGGAAAUUAAACCCCCACCAAAGAUAUAAUCGGUCUGUCCUGUAGGUAAACAAUGCCGUAAAUAUUUUCCUUGUUGGAAUCAAGCAAUUAACACAUUUCCUACACAAGAAGGACAAUUCUUCUCCCCGAUAUACAUACCAGUUUUACUUCGAGGGUAGUAAAAUGUGUCUUUUAUGAAAGAAAACAGAGGUUAUUGUAUAGUCAGCAAAGCCAAAGUAACGGGAUCUAUGUUGUUUUUACGUGGGAAGGGAGACAACCUGUACUUAAAUCUAGAUGGCGAUGUAUUUGAUGACCAAGAGAUUUUAUUUACAUUUGUUUUUUUAUUUUUUGUAUUUAAUUUGUGUAAUGUUGUUAUAUAAGUUCUUCUGUUAAAAUAUAGUAUAAUUAUAAAAAAAAAUAUACUACUUAAAACAUAUUCCCGUCAUUUUAGACGACGUUUCUCAGUUACUCAGGAGGUUUUAAUUACUCAUUGUUUAUUACAAUGUUAAACAAUAGAAAAUCUACAAAUCUGUUGUACAACUCCCGGAUGUGAUUUGGUUUAAGAGAUAUUAAACGCGAAGACAUCCCGAUAUUACAGCGGAACCUCAUUUGUCUGCUUAAUGAAAACUUCCGGUUUGAAUAAGUUCCGGAUGACUGAAACAGCAAAUGUCGUCAUUCUGAUAAUAGAAGAUGCUUAUCAAUUUAUUGUUGGUGUGAAAAUAAGGGAGAUUAUAUAUAUAUAUAUAUGUCUGUAUAUCAAUUAUAAUAAAAGUUAUUCUAAUGCUGCAGAGGUAUAUUGGCAAUAUAUAAAAACGAUAUGUAUGCAUGUAGCACUCCUACAAUAAAACUAUGGUGACGUUAUAAAGAGAAAGAGAAUAAGUACUUCUAAGUUAUUUAUAUAGAGAAUAAGUAACACUAAGUUAUUUAUAUAGAGAAUAAGUACUACUAAGUUAUUUAUAUAGAGAAUAAGUACUACUAAGUUAUU
Messenger RNA from Pecten maximus, 6902 nucleotides. Its product is annotated as rho GTPase-activating protein syd-1-like. The transcript is spliced from 6 exons. Gene Ontology annotation, biological process: signal transduction. Gene Ontology annotation, molecular function: protein binding. Bases 648 to 3899 code for a protein of 1083 amino acids. The record is from RefSeq and is a predicted model, not a curated record. NCBI's taxonomy places the organism in Eukaryota, Metazoa, Mollusca, Bivalvia, Pectinida, Pectinidae.